AUGGCAGAAUCGAUUGCGGUCAUCGGCACAGAAUGCCGUUUCCCCAGCGAUGCCGACACGCCUUCUAAGCUCUGGUAUCUGAUCCAUCACCCUCGAGACCUGAGUCACGAGCCGUCGGCCUCGCGCUUCAACGCCGAUGUCUUCUAUCACCCGGACUCAGACACGACCAAUGUGGCGCAGUUCGACACCGUGUUAUUCAAUGUCCAGGCCAGCGAGGCCGAGGCCAUAGACCCGCAGCAUCGGUUGCUGCUCGAGGUUGUCUACGACGGGCUUUCCGCCGCGGGCCAACCGAUGGAGAAGCUACGCGGCUUCGAAACGGCCGUCUACGUGGGCGUCAUGCGCGACGACUACAACACCAUGGUGGAACGAGACUGGGAGACGAUGCCGAGGUACACGGCGACGGACCUGGCCAGGUCUCUCGCGGCCAACCGCGUCUCGUACUUUUUCGAUUAG
This is a messenger RNA of Hirsutella rhossiliensis, 453 nucleotides long. RefSeq names its product hybrid PKS-NRPS synthetase fsa1. The transcript has 2 exons. Gene Ontology annotation, biological process: fatty acid biosynthetic process; secondary metabolite biosynthetic process. The coding region runs from base 1 to 453 and encodes 150 amino acids. Gene Ontology annotation, molecular function: fatty acid synthase activity. The record is from RefSeq and is a predicted model, not a curated record. NCBI's taxonomy places the organism in Eukaryota, Fungi, Ascomycota, Sordariomycetes, Hypocreales, Ophiocordycipitaceae.